Molecule: messenger RNA, 774 nt
Organism: Sinocyclocheilus anshuiensis
Lineage: Eukaryota; Metazoa; Chordata; Actinopteri; Cypriniformes; Cyprinidae
Product: regulating synaptic membrane exocytosis protein 1-like
Exons: 7
Coding region: 1-774 (257 amino acids)
Source: RefSeq, a predicted model, not a curated record
AUGACUGUUUGUGCACAGCUGCCCUGCUGGAUCGACGCUGAGUUUGGUGGUCAUCCCAUGUCCAAUGACAGAACACAUCCUCUGAGAAUUCCAUACUCAUUACCUGAGGUGUUUGGGCCGAGAAAACACACUCGGCAUGACUUGGUGCGACUGACUACAGAAAACCAAUCAAGAGAAAGAGAACGGGACAGAGACCGAGACCGAGCAACGACAUUAGAGGUUCCAGACCAGAUCAGGCCAACUCAGUAUCGCUCACGGUCCGUGUCCCCACACAGAGACGAAGCGAGCAGGGGACGGUCCCGCCCAGCCAACAUCCCUGCACAGAGGAGUCUGGAUGAGGUCCAGCACAGCCGGCGAUCCCGUUCCCCAACACGCUACCACGAUCGUGCCCGUGUGCAAGAGAGAGAUUGCGGAGAUGACAGUGAGGUCAUCUUGAUAGACAGAUUAAUGCGGGGUAGAAGCGCAGAGUGUCUGCACACCCAAAGUGUUGGCAGGAGUUCAUCUAAGUACAGUAGCACUCUGCCUCCCAAGAUGCCUUUAUUAGUCAAUGGAAUUCAUAAGGAUAUUUACAGGCUCUGGCUCUUCCUGCCCAAUGGUGAAUGUGGUCGUCCAUGCUGGGCCUCUACAGGGGCCAGUGUUCGCCAUCCCGCCCCAGUGGUGAACACCCUCAGAGCAUCCACUGCUGAGGCCAGCGGGGCAAGUGAAGCACUGGCCUUGAAGCUCUCCAGCAAAUCCCAAAGAGCCCUUUGCACUGAGAGGCACGUGCUUAUUUGA